UUAAUUAACAUAGAUUUUCUCUCGAUUUUUCAAAUGUUAAAGAGAUUUUAUUUAGUUAAAAUUGUCUAUACUCUAAGCAUUGGAGUUUAAAGUUGACUGUUUAAUAAUAUUUUAAAAUAUUUAAACAAUUUGAAAAUAAUAUUGAAUUAAAAUUCAACCUUGUAUAAUAUAUUAAUAAGUAUAUACCUUAAAAUUUAUAUUAUUAAAAAUAUAACAAAAUUUUUCUUACAGAAGUAUGAACAUUAUACGUAUCUUAGGAAAUGUUACAUUGGCCUGCUGUAGUGCAUCAUUGUCAACUAUUUUAUACAAUUACUUCCACAAAGAAGAAACAGAAGUACUAUUUUUCUACGGAAUCGUGCCAAUUUGUAAUCUUCAUCACAAUAUACCAACUAUAACACUCCCAAUCCAAAACAAUGAGUGUUUUGAGUGCAAAGUAAACAUAAUUAUUGGAUACCUUAAUAAAGCAAAAACUACUUUGGACAUCUGCAUGUAUAUGUUAAAUCAUGAAUUAUUAGCAAAUGCAAUUAUUGGUGCUUAUAAACGCGGAGUUAAUGUUAGGUUAAUUCUAAAUGAAGAUAAUUCAAAAUCCACAUGGAAAAUUGGUAAUAUUGGUAUUUUAAAAAAAAUUAAGAAAGAUAAGCAUAAGGAGUAUUUAAUGCACCACAAGUUUGUUAUUAUUGAUAACAAAAAAGUGAUCUUGGGCUCUAUGAAUUGGACUCAAAUAUCAGUUAGAGCAAAUUUUGAAAAUGUAUUUAUUACAAACAAUAAUGAAUUGGUUUAUUCUUUCAGCCAAGAAUUCCAAAGGUUAUGGAAACAAUUUAAUUAGUUUUAGAACUGUUUCAUUAUAAAUUGUAAUGUAUAAAAUGUAAAAUUUGCUAUUUUAAGAAAUAUGUAAUACAGUUGCAUUAUAUAUAUUUUAACUUUUAA
Molecule: messenger RNA, 927 nt
Organism: Aphis gossypii (cotton aphid)
Lineage: Eukaryota; Metazoa; Arthropoda; Insecta; Hemiptera; Aphididae
Product: mitochondrial cardiolipin hydrolase-like
Exons: 1
Coding region: 236-826 (196 amino acids)
Molecular function (GO): RNA endonuclease activity producing 5'-phosphomonoesters, hydrolytic mechanism
Source: RefSeq, a predicted model, not a curated record